AUGCACCGAAGCAUAGGCGACCCGAGCACGCGGCCGCAGUGGGACUCGUUCUGUAAGUUUGGAAGGAACGUGCGGUCGUUCAACGCGAACUGCGAGCAGAAUGAGAUUUUGUUCAAGCCCAUCUGGCCCGUCGCCGGGCGGGACCAGCAGCUGAUAUCCGCGCGGCGGCGACUCCCCGGCGGCGCGCGGAUGUACGUCGCGACGUCGCUGCCGCCGAAGUUCCAGCCGCCGAAAAUUCCCGGGUACGUCCGCGCGAAGCUCAUCACCGCCGGGUACUACGUCAUGCCCCGGCCGGGCGGAUGCGGCGACGGCGUCCCGACGCCGUCCGACGCGACGGCGUCCGACGACGCGAGCGAGGACGUCGGAGCGGUGAUGAUCAUCUCCAUGUUUCACGUGAACUUGGGGUCGGUGCCGACGUCGAUAUACUGGUUCGUCUCGAAGAAGUUCGCGGGCGUGAUGCAGUCGUUCCGGAGGUUCGCGAUCAAGCCGUUGAGACGAGGCGAGCGCGGCGAGAGCACUCGAAUCGCCGUGUAGACUAGCCGAGCGAGGUCGUGGACGGCGAUAGAUCGCUCGAGCGUUAUUAACAAAUCAUCGAUUCACCGCUCA
Messenger RNA from Micromonas pusilla CCMP1545, 606 nucleotides. RefSeq lists its product as uncharacterized. NCBI's taxonomy places the organism in Eukaryota, Viridiplantae, Chlorophyta, Mamiellophyceae, Mamiellales, Mamiellaceae. The transcript has a single exon. Bases 1 to 534 code for a protein of 177 amino acids. The record is from RefSeq and is a predicted model, not a curated record. Gene Ontology annotation, molecular function: lipid binding.